AUUGAAUGAUUGUAACGAUAGCAACGUAACAAGACGUUUACAUUGUUUGAUCAAUCAUUCGGCGUUUUAGCCGAAUUCAGUGUUUAUUUUCUAUAUUUUCAAUAUUUAAAGCUUUAAAAUGGCUCCUAAAAAAGGAAAAAAAGGAGGUAAAUCUGCCGCAAUUAUUAUUGAUGGCGUGGACACUUCGUCGAUGACCAGAGAGCAAUUGGAAAUUUUCGCAUUGAAGAUCAAAGAAGAAAAUGAACGCGAACGUGAGGAGCGCAACUUCUUCCAGUUGGAGCGCGACAAACUGCGCACCUUUUGGGAGAUUACACGUAACGAGCUCGAGGAAGCAAAAGCGAAACUGAGGAACAAAGACAGACAAAUCGAGGAGUCGUCCGAGAAGAACGAAGAAGAACUCAAGUUCUAUAAGCAAAAGGUGAAGCACCUGCAGUAUGAACAUCAGCUGAACCUCACCGACGCCAAAGCUGAAGCGAUGGUCUCGAUCAAGUUGGCGCGCGACGACCAUGCCGUGCAGGAGCGAGAAUUGCUGCGCGACAAGCGCGAGCUGAAGGCGAAAAGUCGGGAGCAGGAAAUGGCCAAUCAGGAUCACAUUAAGAACUUGAAAUUGCAAUUCAGCGAGGAACUCUACAAUGCUCGUCAGGAGUUCGAGACGCAGACGAAAGAAAUUGAACUUAAAUACGAAAAGAAGUUUAAUCAGCUGCGUGAAGAACUUGGUGUUCAGCACAAGAUGGAGAUGACUGAAGUGGAAGAGCGUAAAAAUACACAGAUCUCUGAUUUGAUCCAGGGGCAUGAGAAAUCUUUCAACGAAAUGAAAAACUAUUAUAAUGAUAUUACUCUGAACAACUUGGCGUUGAUCAGUAGCCUAAAGGAUCAAAUGGAAAUUCUAAGAAAACAAAAUGAACGAAUGGGGAAACAGGUACAGGAUUUAGUCAGUGAGAACAAAAAAUUGAAAGAUCCACUACAUCAGGCCCUGGCAGAAGUGGUAGAAUUUAAAAGACAACUUGUCAAUUAUGAAAAAGACAAGAUUUCUCUACAGAAUACUAAAGCAAAGCUUGCAGCAACCAAAAAAGAACUAAACGAGUUGAGAUGGGCAGGAGAUGCAAUGGAAUUACGCUAUGAAAGGAUUGAAGCAGAACGUAAUGAAUUGCAACUUAGAUUCACCAAAGCCAUAUUAGAUCUACAGCGUAAAACCGGUACAAAGACAGCAUUAAUGGCACACCGUAUUGAAGUACUGAUGGAACAUGCUGAACGUAGAGAAUGUGUAAUCAGCGAGUUGACUGAAAGUCCUGAACAGCGACACACCAUCAAUUCUAAAAUUGAGAAUAUUUUGGCGAAGAAAAGACAGAAGAUAAGUGAUUUGCAGUACGAACUGGCAAAGAUUGCAAAGGCACAUGAUGAUUUAAUAUACUCAUAUGAAUCUAAACUCAAGCAGUAUGGAAUUCCUGAGGCAGAAUUAGGAUUUGUUCCUUUAAGACUAGUUCCAGAGGGACAAGGUGCACCAUCCAGAGGACCAGCAGGUCUGGUAACCGCAAACAAAUAAGCAAUUGCAUGUAAAUGAUUUUUAUUGCAAAUUUUGCAAUUUUUUAAUAAAAAAUAUCUUGUGUGACCAACAUUAA
Messenger RNA from Dalotia coriaria, 1619 nucleotides. RefSeq names its product dynein regulatory complex subunit 4-like. Lineage: Eukaryota; Metazoa; Arthropoda; Insecta; Coleoptera; Staphylinidae. The record is from RefSeq and is a predicted model, not a curated record. Gene Ontology annotation, cellular component: Golgi apparatus; motile cilium; microtubule. Gene Ontology annotation, molecular function: small GTPase binding; microtubule binding. Gene Ontology annotation, biological process: cell motility.